Mus musculus (house mouse) is the source of this 1730-nucleotide messenger RNA. RefSeq names its product BPI fold containing family B, member 2 (gene Bpifb2). Gene Ontology annotation, molecular function: lipid binding. Bases 102 to 1490 code for a protein of 462 amino acids. Gene Ontology annotation, cellular component: extracellular region. The transcript is spliced from 16 exons. The record is from RefSeq and is marked validated. NCBI's taxonomy places the organism in Eukaryota, Metazoa, Chordata, Mammalia, Rodentia, Muridae.
AUAAAGCAGCUGUGCCCUUGCCUUCCAAGCAGACCAUCUCGAGGCUGAGCAUCCGCUGUCUUCAGAACCUCUGAGAUCCUGGUGCAGCAGCUGGGGCAGCCAUGGCUAGGGCAUGCAGUCUAGGCCUGCUUCUGCUGCUGUUGCUGCUGCUGCGGACUGUAGUCACUGUCUCCUUGCCUGUCAUUGUGGUCCGACUCAACAAGGCAGCAUUGGAUUAUGUGUCGGACAUUGGGAAAGCCCCUCUCCAGCGGGCCCUGCAGGUCACUAUCUCUGAUUUCAUGGAUCCAAGUGGGGAGGUGCUUCAGUCUACCAGGGUUCAGAUUCUGGAUGCCCACGUGCCCUUCUUCUACUUGAAGUUCAUUGCUGGUUUUGGGGUACAUUUAUCAGCCGCAGCCAAUUUCACCAUCAAAGUCUUUAGUGUCCCAGAGCCCAUGGAGCUGGUGCUGCCUGUAGACUUGCUGGCUGAUGUGCACGUGGCCCGGGACUCUAUUGGGACCCUUGUGCUCAGCGUCCCUGCCUGCUCUUCCAUCUUCAGUCCAGCCGGCAUGCUGGAUGGCAGUAUCAGUACCUCCCAGGAGCUGCUCGACCGGGUGCAGGAGCACAUCAAAGCUGACCUAAACAACAAGCUGUGCUUGCAUGUCUAUGGCCUGGUCCAGGAUCUCAAUGUUCACUUGGGCACUUUAAUCGGCCUCAGUCCUGUGGGCCCUGAGUCCCAGAUCCGCUACUCCAUAACCAGCAUGCCCACCAUCACCAGUAACUAUAUAUCCCUAGAUAUCGGAGCCAUUCUCUCUCUUCUUGGCAAACCCAUCCUCCUGCCUAUGCAUGGUGCUCACCCCUUUGUGUUGCCAUGGCCUUUGGGUGAUGCAGGAGCCAUGGCAACUGUGGGGCUCUCCCAGCACCUGUUUGACUGUGCCCUCCUGAUGCUUCAGAAGGCUGGCUCUCUCAACCUGGAAAUCACAGGGCAGCUGAAUUCGAAGAACAAUCCUCUGAACACCUCUGUGCUGGGCCAGCUCAUCCCUGAGGUGGCUCACCUGUUCCCUGAGCCUACACCACUGGUACUCAAGGUGCAGCUGGGUGCCACACCCGUGGUCACUCUCCACACCAGCAACUCCACUCUCCAGCUGCAGCCCUUGGUGGAGGUCUUUGCUGCACCCUCGAACUUAGCCUUGCAGUUCCUUUUCUCCCUGGAUGUGAUGGUGAACCUGGACCUUCAGCUCUCUGUGUCCAAGGCGAAGCUUCGGGGGAGCACAUCUCUGCUGGGGGGAUUCCAGCUCUCUGUGGCCACCUCCAAUGUGGGCUCUGUUGAUAUGGAUCAAGUACUCACACUCAUAAGCACCGUAUUCCAGAAACCCCUGCUGGAUCAUCUCAAUGCUCUCCUGGGCAUGGGGGUUGUCCUCCCCAGGGUGCACAAUCUACAUUAUGUCCACUCUGAGGUCUUGGUCCGUGAGGGCUAUGUUGUGGUAUCCAGUGGACUUGCCUACCAGCACUGAGCCAGAACCACAAGAGCCAGUUCCUCAAGAGGCUUUUGUCCCCAAGCCUGAGGACAGAGCCGCAUCAAGUCAUCAUCAGCAAGUCAGCCAGCCUGUUUGGUCUGCUUCCCCUUUGCUGGACACCUGCGUCCCUCUCUUGUUUCCUCUCCUCUUCUUAUGCCCCCUCCUGGGGAGGAGGCUACUGGAUGUAAGCUGUGCAGACCUGCUUCCCUCAGCAUUAAAUGUCUUCUCUUGAGCUGC